This is a messenger RNA of Phytophthora sojae, 594 nucleotides long. RefSeq lists its product as hypothetical. The record is from RefSeq and is a predicted model, not a curated record. Gene Ontology annotation, molecular function: protein binding. Lineage: Eukaryota; Oomycota; Peronosporomycetes; Peronosporales; Peronosporaceae. The transcript is spliced from 3 exons. The coding region runs from base 1 to 594 and encodes 197 amino acids.
AUGGCUUCUACACGGGCGGCAUCAGCAGGUGCAGUUUCCUCGAAGAAGGCAGGUAUGCCUCGACGUCAGGCUACGGCAGUGCCUCUGGAUUAUUCCUUCAUGGGGCUCACAACACUCUCAGAGAUGCAGCAGCACGACCCCAAGCGCCAAAUGCCGGUGUCGCUGCGUGUUAACAACAACAAGAUCUCCAACCUGGACGACAUGCACGAGGCGCUGCGUGCUGUGUUCGACUACCCGGGGAUGUUGCAGUGGCUGGACCUUUCGGGCAACGAGCUCGAGAGCAUUCCGCCCGACGUCUUCUCCGCGUACCCGGAGCUGUUCACGCUGCAUCUGCACGGGAACCUGCUGAGCAAAUACUCGGACGUGGACGCGCUGGCCAAGUGGCUACCACGCUUGCACUCCAUCACGCUGCACGGGAACCCGCUGGAGGAGAAGAAGCACUACCGCAACUACGUCAUCGCGGCCUUCCCGAACCUCAAGCAGCUCAACUUCAGCUCCGUCACGCCUGGAGACCGCACCAAGGCGGAAACCUGGGCAAGCAUCUACAAGAACGCUCGAGGGGGCGGUAGUGGCCGUCAAGACGACGAUCUGUGA